UUGUUUUUUGGUCUGUUGCUCUUUGCCCUGCAGCUGAAGAGGCGAGGGACUAGUGCGUUGGUUACCCUUCAGUACACACACAUUUACUUUUCACCGUCACUCGUUAACUCCUCACGGGGAAAACAUUCUUGUAACAGCAGCUAAAGUCAGCCACGUGAAUAUUCCAAUUAUUAACUGCCGGCACAACGCAUUAUCACCUGGCUGCGGCACACCUGUACGUGCAUUGAAUUGUCCUCCCAGCUCGCACGCAUCUCACCAGCAUCAAGAGACCGCCACACACAGGUAUGGCGAGGACGCGGUGCUUGUUCCUGCUGCUGGUUUGCGGAGUGUUGGUGGUCAUGGUGGUAAUGACGGGCAGACUUCAUAAACAUGCCCUUAAGCCCCGCGAGGUGAACGAUCGAGACUCAGAUGACAAUGAAGAGACGUACGAGGAGGACGAAGACUAUGAAGAGACAUACGAGGGGGGCGAAGGCUAUGAAGAGACGUACGAGGAGGGCGAAGGCUAUGAAGAGACGUACGAGGAGGGCGAAGGCUAUGAAGAGACAUACGAGGGCGAAGGCUAUGAAGAGACGUACGAGGAGGGCGAAGGCUAUGAAGAGACGUACGAGGAGGGCGAAGGCUAUGAAGAGACGUACGAGGAGGGCGAAGGCUAUGAAGAAACGUACUAAUACAACUGGAGAAAGUGACGUAAUGUGAAAGCCACUCGCACAUCCACGGUCGUCUGCGAGAACUUUGGCAUUUUUUUCCCCACCUAGUCGCCUCUCUUACGGUCAUCACAGCUCUGCAGUGAACCUCCCGAGCAGCAACUGAUACCUGGCGCUCAAGGCAUCAGCACCAGUACCUCAGCCACCACCACGAGGCAGCAAGACUUAUUUCUACGACACUUAUAAUCAAUUUCGUCCACAUUUGACUACAAUUCGCAUUAUGUAUAUUACAACUCACAUUUUCACCUACUAACUGGGUAGAAAAUGUCUUUGUAGGUGGUAUGUAAAAUAAUAAAGAUAUAAACGAA
Messenger RNA from Scylla paramamosain (green mud crab), 1012 nucleotides. RefSeq lists its product as uncharacterized. The coding region runs from base 285 to 668 and encodes 127 amino acids. The transcript has 2 exons. The record is from RefSeq and is a predicted model, not a curated record. Lineage: Eukaryota; Metazoa; Arthropoda; Malacostraca; Decapoda; Portunidae.